Molecule: messenger RNA, 4193 nt
Organism: Podospora pseudocomata
Lineage: Eukaryota; Fungi; Ascomycota; Sordariomycetes; Sordariales; Podosporaceae
Exons: 7
Coding region: 170-3868 (1232 amino acids)
Molecular function (GO): protein binding
Source: RefSeq, a predicted model, not a curated record
GAAUAAACUGGCCCACAACAAGCAAAGCUCGAGUGAGGGUGUCCCGCUGCUGCCCUUGAUGGGCCAAGAGUCCCCCGCAUCGCCGCCUACCUACCUGAGCCGUGUUCUCAGCCCAACCAUCGAACUUCCCCUUCCCGCAAGUAGGUAACUUUACUCUGCCUUGACCCCAAUGGCUGAGACCAUCGGUCUUGCUGGCAGUCUUGCCGGCUUGGUAACGGCGGGUUUGGCAGUCUGCAAAGGUCUAACGGAAUAUUACAAGACCUAUAAAAGUGCUGAGAAGGAUAUCCAAUUGCUUUGUGAGGAGGUCGACAAUCUCACCCGAAUUCUUCAGAACCUUGACGCUGCUAUCAAAGAUGGUGGCAGUAGGCUAGAGGUGGAGGCCCCGGCCGAGGGGCCAGUUAAGGCUUGUCGUGAUAGGAUCACGGCGCUCGAGGAGGAGCUCAAGCAUGUCACCGGUUCCGACAACGGGCGCAAUCCACCGGUGGACAACAUCAAGUUAUUCACCAGAUUUAAGCGGACACUGUAUCCGUUCAAGGAAAAAACCUUGAAGGACUUGCGCGAUAAUGUAUCGAAAGCCAACGAGAUUCUUCACCAAGCUGCAACCUCCAUUUUGAUACGCCAGAACAAUAAGAUUUUGGAUACAAUGAACCAAUUCUACGAGAAAGAGGAUUCCAAGGAGAUACUGCGUUGGCUUGAUCCACCUAAUCCGUCCCAGAGACAAUUUAUUGCCUCGUCCAAACGCAGGGACAACACGGGUGCCUGGUUCGUCGAUAACAACGAAAACGAAUUUUGGACCUGGAAGGAAUCGUUACGCUCCGUGCUCUGGAUACAAGGCAGAGCGGGGUGUGGGAAGACUGUUCUCUGCUCCACGAUAAUCAACCACCUCAUUGAUCACUGCCAACAUCAGGCGACUUCAGGGAUCGCCUACUUUUACUUUGACUUUACGGACGCCUCGACAUCUCAAGAUCACCACACACUCGUCCGGUCGCUCAUUGUGCAACUAUCGGCGCAAAUGCAAAAUCGUUCGGUAAUACAACCCCUCAAAACACUAUACAAGCGACACCGGAAUGGAACAACGCAGCCGACGGUGGAAGAGCUCUGCCAAACACUCCGUAACAUCAUCGAGCUUUUCUCGCCGUGUUAUCUUGUUAUCGAUGCCGUAGACGAAAGCAAAGAGAAGGUGGAGUUUCUCAAACUCCUCAACAUCAUGGUCGGCCAAUGGAAGCUGCCUCAACUCCGUGUUCUGCUUACGAGUCGAACCGAGCUCGGUGUGGAGAUUCCGAAACGCGACUGGGAUAGCCGCACCAUAUCUAUUGAAAGCGGUGUCGGCGAGGACGUCAAACAUCAUGUCCUGGCAACACUGUCAGAUGAAAAUGGGAUGUUCAGCGAUUGGAAUUCGCCCGAAAGAGACAAGAUUGCGGAAUCCCUUAUUGAAGCAUCGCACGGAAACUUCAGAUGGGUUGCUUGCCAGCUUCAGGUCCUGUGGGGGUGUCAUACCAUCCAAGAACUAGAUGAAGCUCUCAAGUCCUUACCCGCCACGCUCGAAGAGAUCUACGAAAGGGAGCUCUUGACAGUCGAAGAGAGGAGGAGUCAAGGGUUUCGCCAUAUUUUGCAAUGGUUGUGUUACUCAAAGCGGCCGCUGAAGCUCGAAGAAAUGGCCGAAGUGUUUGCGAUUGACCAAGGGACGAAUUCGCGGCCGCACUACGAUCCCCGACGACGGUUAGUAAAUGCAACGAGAUUCAUUCACAAGCAUAGCAAUCUGGUCUCGGUGGUGCUGGUCAAGUCAAAAGGCGAGCCGCACAAAGAACUGCGGCUAGCCCACUUGUCCGUCCGAGACUACCUUACAGGGAGCAAGAUUGUCGGUUCGCCGGCGAAGAUUUUUCAUAUAACGAAACUAUCAGCACACCAGAGCAUAGCGGAAGCGUGUAUUGUCUACCUUCAACAAAUCGACACCCCAGAGGAUUCCCCAAAGACCUACCCGCUUGCCCGAUAUGCUGCGCAGUUCUGGUCCUAUCAUGUCCAUGUUACAACCACCGCUGCAACCACCGCCGCUGCGACUGAUCAGUCAUCUGGCACGCUGAUAAUUAUGUCGCUGUUGAUCAUUGAACUUAUCACUCAGGUCCUGAGAGUCUUUGGUCUGUCUCCCACCAUCUCCCAACACCUUCUGGGGGAAAAUGAUGUGCACAUCAACCUAAACUGUCUUUGCGUGGAGCUUCUCACCACCCCUCAAAAGUACAUCAGGUAUUUUGAUCCAGACACGCCGUGGAUUCACAAUCCCGAUAUCUCCCGGUCCGUCGAGUCGCUACCAUCGGCUCUGUACUACGCUGCCCACGCCGGCCUGGCUGAUUCAGUCAGACAGCUACUCGCCCAAGGGCUAGAUGUUGAUGCUGUAGGCGGCCGGUACGGGACAGCUCUGCAGGCAGCAGCCUGCAAAGGACAUCGGGAUGUCAUCAAGAUGUUGCUUGCUAAAGGAGCCCAGGUAAACCAGUAUGCGGGUGAUUACGGCUACGCACUGCAAGGGGCAUGCUGCUACGGCCAUGAAGAGUGCGCGACACUGCUUAUUGACCACGGAGCGGAUGUUGAUGCUCGAGGCGGAGAGCAUCACACGGCGCUGCACGCAGCAGCGUUCAAUGGAUACGAGAAAGUUGUGAAGCUGCUGGCCGAGCGAGGUGCCACGAUAGACGUUACCGACUCACCCAACGGCCGUACCGCCUUGAUCGAUGCAGCAAGAGAAGGGCAAACAACCGUCGUAGAGCGCCUUCUCCAACUUGGGGCAAACAGUCUGAUUCGCGAUACGGGCGGCUGGACGGCGCUAGAUGAAGCGGCGCCUGCGGGUUUUGACGCCAUCGUCCGCAUCCUCAUCGAACACAACCCUUCCAUUCUAACGUCACGGGACCCGAGCGACUAUUCAGCGCUGGACCAUACCGCAGGACAGCAUCACGUGUCGACUGUCCGGUUGCUCUUAGAGAUGGGCAUUGACGUGAACUCAAAGACCAACGAGGGACGCACAGCCCUUUUCAAAGCGGUAAAAUCAGGAAACAGAGCCGUCGUUGACCUGCUUAUUCAGCACGGCGCCGUCGUGUCUUUGACGGACAGAGGGGGGUGGUCCGCCUUGCACAUAGCUGUGCACCAUGGACAGGUGGAGGCAGGGGAGGCCUUGCUGCAGGCCGGGGCUCCGAUCCAUGGCGGCCCGGACGGCUGGACGCCAUUACACAUUUCCAUACUGAGGAAACGAACCUGCUUUGUCAAGAUGCUGCUUGAGAGCGGCGCCGACGCCCAGGCCAAGACGGUCAACGGCGUGUCAGUCAUGGACUGCGUUGAUCUCCAUCACGAGUACCUAGCGGAGCCCGAAAAGGGGAGGCUCAAGAUCGACAACAUGUGGCUGACCAGGACGGGGCUCCGUAGUGCGGCGAGUCGUGGAAGGGAUGCCCAUAUCAGGGAGCUGCUCGACCGCGGCGCUGACAUCGAUGCGAGAGAUGAAGGCGGCUUCACUGCUCUCAUGUGGGCUAUAGAUGGCGGUCACUUGUCAACUGUGCGUCUCUUGGUCGAGAACGGCGCGGAUGUGGACGCGCGGAGCGAUCAAGAGGGCAACACUGCUCUCAUAUUGGCUGCGAUGCAAGUAAGCCCGUCAUCGGUUAUGCAUCUUUUGGUGGAGCAUGGGGCGGAUGUCAACGUGCGGAACAAUGACGGCGAGAGUGCAAUGGGCUAUCUUGACAAACACAAGCAUGCCGAUUGUGUAAAAUUACUCUGCGAAUAUGGUUACAGAGAGGAAGAACCCCCGCGGGAGAUGCCAGUCCUUGAUCCCAGUCAGGAGGUCCUCCAAAACAUCCGGAAGUUGCUGGAGGAAAGCAUAAAUCGUGUUAGAUAGAGUUCACCUCUAGGGAGGACAGUGGCUGAGAAUGAUGGAUCAUGCAGCCCAAGCGGAAAAAGGUCCAAUGCAUUUCACUCUUGAGGAGAUGAGUUUAUGAGCGACAAGGCGUGGGGGAUGACCCUAUCACCCUCACCACAAAAUAGUUGACACACACAAGUAGGUUUACCCAUAUCAUAUUGUAAAUUAUGCUUUCAAAGAAUGGUCGUUAUGAUUUUGAAGAUAGCGAAUAGGCCUUUGAAGACAGCCGAUAGGCCUUUAAAGAGAGUUAAUGGGCCUUUCUAGUUAAAAGGCUUAUGACCUAAUGUGUCUUUUGAGGUAUGGG